GUCAGUUGCCGCGUCCAUUGGUCUGCUCCCCCAACGACCAAUUAAUAUUUGUCAAGAGACGAAUGAUUGACUCAUCUUCUCAGAACAUGUGUCUGGGUCUUUGGACUCGGCAUAAAAAGGGGGAUCGUGAAUGGAUGGGGGAGUAUGUUUAACAGCUCGCAGUGUAACAUACAAUGUAAGUAAAUAAUUGUCUUUUAUGUAAAUUUAAUUAAAUCCUAUUCUGAGCACUUGUGACUAACAUGUAAUACUGGGAUAGGCAGUCACGACCACGGCUAACAUGCAGGUGUAAAAAGGUGUAAGAGUUUAGCAAAGGACAAAUUUUUAAGCAAUGAAUCGACGUCAUGCGCUGGUCUCACCUGGCAGUCAUUCAUUGUACUCGACAUGUCGCAAUCUGAUUAUACUCAGGAGUGCCUGCACUUCUGCUAAAUAAAGCAAUAGUACGGAUGUAUCUAAACAUCAGAUUAUACGACUAUUUACCACUGUAGAUCCCGAAGGUACAAUUGUAUGAUCUGAGAGAACAGAGAAGACACCUGUUUCAACAAGUAUCUAUAUCUCUCCAAUUACAUUAAAAUGAAAACAAUAAAACUUACGUGAUAGGACUGGAGGGGUAGGGGGAUGUUACUGAUAGUUAUAUUCCAUAUUUGGCAUUGGGAUGAUUUGGUUUUACAAAGGUCGAUUAGGUUUUUGUCGGGGAUUAAUCUUAUCUCGAACAUACCCGUGAUCUGACUCGAUCUGGGGCGACGUUGAUAGGACUGUGUCGAUGUGGGUUUGGGUCGAAGUGACCAGCUGCCGUGAGUAACGAGCGGCUUCGCAUACUCGAAUUCCACGUACAGCGCCCAAUACAGUGCAUUGAAUCUACUGGCCGUGAUAUAGCUGCACCUCGAGGAUACGCCAACAGAACUCAUCCGCUGACGUUAGCAGGAAGCAUUCAAGCGAAGAUUACCUUUAGACUCGACCGACUUCAGGCCGCACUUUCUCCCGGUAGUAAUCCAAGAUGGCGACUGACGCUGAAGACACCAGCCUGAGGACACGAUGGAUGAUCCGAGUUGGCUUGGAUUUAACCUGCAUUGUGAUGAUUGCAAUACCAGUCUUGCUGAUAGACCGGUUGGCAGUCCCAUUCCAUCGUGGCUUCUUCUGCGACGAUCAAAGUCUUAUGCACCCUUAUAAAGCAGACACAGUGCCUCUCUGGCUUCUCAUCAUAGUAGCAAUUGGACUGCCAUUGAUCACAAUUCUGCUGGUGGAAUUCCUCCCACGUAGGAAGAGAAGUUGGUGUGUUGUGGUGCCUUUUGAUGCCACCCCGACAAAUAACAGCAACAAAGAAGCCUGUUAUCGCAUCCUUGCCGUCUUUUUCUUCGGCCUGGCGAUCACUCAGCUGCUUACAGAAAUAGGCAAAUAUAGCGUAGGCCGACUGCGACCUCAUUUCCUAUCAGUCUGUAGUCCACAGAAUCUGCCACUCAACUGCUCUAAUAUCUUUAUUGUGCAAGAUGUGUGUACAGGUGAUUCACCAGACAAAAUCAAGGAGGCCAGGUUGUCUUUCCCAUCAGGUCAUGCUUCUAUGGCGAUGUUUGCAGCAGCCUUCCUGAUGAUGUAUCUGCAAGCGCGGUUGGUGUGCAGCUAUGUCAAGUUGCUGAAGACUGUGAUGCAAGUCGCAGUAUUCUGCCUUGCACUCCUCACCUGUCUGUCACGCAUUUCUGACUUCAAGCACCACUGGAGUGAUGUUCUUGGGGGCAGUUUGCUAGGGCUUAUUGUGUGCUAUCUUCUUGUUACAUCUUUGAAGGAUUACCACCACCCCUUUUUCUACAAGCGACCUAUCUACACAAGCCUCGUGAGAAAACACCAGGCAACAUAUACAGCAAAUGGCAACUCUUCAUCUGACAACACAGCGGACGUCCACUGCUCUGUACAGAUGCCAGGGGACAGCUGCCCAUUCUGAUUGCUAGUCAUCCCAACAUUUUAACUCAUGCUGUUGUGACAAAGUGUCAGGGGGAGUAAGUAUAAAAUGAGACAAUCAUUCACAGCAUCAUCUCCCUUGAACUACAGUGAAACUGGUCUUAAAUACUCAAAGUUGGAGUUGGUGUUACCAGAGUGUGUUAUUCUGUGCUGCAGCUUUUAAGGUGGUGAGCAAUUCCUCAGUCGAUUUGCUGUUGUUAUGUCUGUGACAUUCCAUAUGCAUGAGAUAAGAUUAUAGUAUUUAUACUUAAACUGUACUGAUCAUGUGUAGGUUUGAUAAUAUUUAUUUAUACAAGUAUUUUUAAACAUAUCUGCAUGCUGAAAAAAUAUUGCACAUGCAUUAACUUUGAGGAAGUAUGUCUUUCAUUUUUCAAGACGAUUCAAAAUGCUGUUAUUAGAAACAUUUUUCUGUGCUGGAUUUUUUUUUAAGAUUACGUGAGCAUUGGCUUAUACUUUGCUGCCUGUGAUAGUUUUGUAUGGCUCUCAUUUGGUCAACUACUGCCAUGAACUGAUGUACUAUGACUACAUAGUCACUUGCUGUAUGAAUACUGUCUGAGUGAUCCCUACAUUGUUCCCAAGCCCUGAUGUGUAGGUUAAGAAGAAAAAAAAUCAAAACUGUUUGCUGUUUUUGCUAUUGGUUUUUUUUUGAGCUGAUUUGUUUUCUUAUUUUGUAAUUUUUGGCAGUGUAAUUGAGGCAGAUAUUAAAAUUAUUAUUUUUUAAAAAUAAGUGUUUAUAACUAUGACCUGUAACAUUCAAGUGCAAAUAUUUAUUGAUGCUUAUGCUUAUAUGCAAGCACACUAUCAGCUGUGACACAUUUUGAUGUUGACUUCAUAAUGAUUGUCUUGUCAUCUCAAGAUGGAAAGGGCAUCACCCAUUCAAGGAAUUAUUUUCAUUGUGGUGUCUUUUCUGACAUAAAUGGCAAAAUCAUGAUUAAAAACAUUCCAAAUCUGCAA
This is a messenger RNA of Pomacea canaliculata, 2904 nucleotides long. RefSeq names its product phospholipid phosphatase 1-like. NCBI's taxonomy places the organism in Eukaryota, Metazoa, Mollusca, Gastropoda, Architaenioglossa, Ampullariidae. Bases 995 to 1933 code for a protein of 312 amino acids. The transcript is spliced from 6 exons. The record is from RefSeq and is a predicted model, not a curated record. Gene Ontology annotation, biological process: phospholipid metabolic process; phospholipid dephosphorylation; signal transduction. Gene Ontology annotation, molecular function: phosphatidate phosphatase activity.